Molecule: messenger RNA, 652 nt
Organism: Aspergillus pseudonomiae
Lineage: Eukaryota; Fungi; Ascomycota; Eurotiomycetes; Eurotiales; Aspergillaceae
Product: putative BYS1 domain protein
Exons: 2
Coding region: 97-561 (154 amino acids)
Source: RefSeq, a predicted model, not a curated record
GCACGACCUCCCACCACCCAAACCUGACAUCCAACAAUCAUCCCUCUCAAUUACUUCCCUAGUUCCAACUCAAUCCAAGACCCAUCCAAAGCAAAAAUGCAGUUCAAAGCCCUCUCCCUCCUAGCCCUAACCCCCCUGGCAGCCGCCGUGGGCAACGCAGUGAUCAAGAACUCCUGCGACCACCCCGUGUACGUCUGGUCCGUCGGCGGCUCUGUCGGCCCCAAGCAGACCAUCGAGCCAGGCAAGUCCUACAGUGAGCCCUUCCGCCACGACGCCGCUUCCGGCGGCAUCUCCCUCAAGGUCACCACCGUCGACAACGGUCUCUACGACGGCAGCCCGCAGCUGAACUUCGCCUACACGCUCGACAACGCCGGCGUGUGGUACGACAUGUCCGAUGUCUUCGGCGACCCCUUCUCCGGCAGUGCCGUCGUCGUCAAGCCCUCCGACACCUCCUGUCCUUCUAUCUGCUGGCCCGAGGGCGUCUCCCCCGGCGGUAGCCAGGUGAAGGUGUGCCAGAGUGGAUCGGACGAGGUCCUGGAGCUUUGUGCCGAGAAGUGCUAGGUACUGUACAAGGUUGCAUGAAUCAAUUCGGCACGGUUAAUAACCUUAUGCUAUGUUUACGUCUGGGUCAUGGGACUGGCUUACUUAAUGA